This is a messenger RNA of Clonostachys solani, 1554 nucleotides long. NCBI's taxonomy places the organism in Eukaryota, Fungi, Ascomycota, Sordariomycetes, Hypocreales, Bionectriaceae. The record is from the annotation of a GenBank genome assembly.
AUGCCCGGCACUCUUAAAUCCACCGCUUGCCAGACGUGCAAGACGCGCAGAAUAAAGGCAAAUCAUCCCACAGCCCUUGCUCGGCAAUACUGUGAUGAGAAAUGGCCUACAUGCAGCCAGUGUAUGCGGAAGAGCUUGACAUGUCCUGGGCCGACCUCCUUGAUCAAGUUUGUUAGUCGUCAUCAUGACGAGGGCCAGGGAAGACUGCCUGUAGAGAACAAGGCUAGCCAUGGAGUAGGGGUUUUGGAGCCUCUUCUAAGCAAACGACACCGCCCAUUAGAAGGCACCAAGAGCCCGGCUGGUGUUGACAAGGCUCUAACCAAAACAUUUCGUUUCCGAACCGCGCCCCGUCCGAAUCUGACCACGACGGCGGACCGCGUUGGUUCCCGCAUUGUUUACCAUCUCGAUGGCAAACGAGACUGGGGCUGGGUGUUCUCGAUGCACUACCUGGAGGAUCUGCCGAGACGUCUGUCGGAAAGCACUUGUUUACAGCAUACCGUGGGUUUGUUUUGCACGGUCUUUGGAGAGUAUCGUCGCGGCGAGUCAGCCAAGGAAUUUGUCACCUUGCCUGCCUACGGCAAGGCCCUUCGUAGCUUGCGCCGGGCAAUUGCGCCGGGGAAAACGUUGACAGUCGAGACAUUAGCAUCCAUCAUGAUGUUGGAACGUACGGAGAACGUUUUUAAUCGAGGGCGUAAUGCUCUAUGCAUAACUCAUUCAGCGGCAAUUGCAGAUAUUAUACAACAGUUGAGACUUCCAAAGCCCGAUGACAGACUCCACCGUGGUCUGAUUACUGACAGCUAUGGCACGAUGGCCCUUUACUUUAUCAAUACAGGCCGCAAUAACUUCAUCACAGAAGAGCCGUGGGGCGAACUUGUUGCAGACACUAUGGCUUCGUUUAUCGAAAACGAGGAGCUAAGACCGUAUUUCAAACAGAGUCUUACUACAUAUAACGAGGUCUUCAGGUCAGCACGAGACUUGAUACUUCGCUGCCAGGUCGUCCAUUCUGGGCCUCAAGAUGCGGAAGCCUCAGCACAACUGAUCCGAGACCUUGCCGGCGCCGAGAACGCUCUAGAGAGUGCAUAUAGCGAAUUACUUGAGAAAUCUUCCGAUUUAGGUCUAAUAUACGAAAUAAAUGAUCCCGGAUCACUCGCGGGAAACACCUAUCGGCCCUCACACGUCCGCGUGGCUCAAACCAUGGCAUCUUCAAUCGGCCUACGGCUUAACAUACUGCGCAUGCUUUAUGAUUGCAGCGUCAUCCAUGGUGCCAAUGACGCUGAGCUUUUAUUUACUAGAUUCAGAAAUUUGUGUGUGGAGGCGUGGAGGUUCAUACCAUUUGUUCAAGGUCUAGAGGCUUGCGUUGCAUCAAGCUCAAUAGCCUACCUUUUCCCGACCCUUGAAGUAGCAAAUGCUGAAGAAAAAGAGGCCCUGAUCGAUUUGAUCCUCAAUAUGGACGGAUACCUUCAUCGAUUGCCUAGAGAGAGAGACGCGUUGGAGAAAACGACCAUAUAUCUCACGAUGACGGUGACGGGCCGAGUCCCUCUUCCAACAUUAUAA